AUGUUUAAAGUCUGCUCAUUGUCUUGUCUGAAGGAGACGUGUUUCAGAUGUGGGCCAGACUUUGAUGUGGUGGAGACGGCCCUAGCUGACUUGGCCCUAGACAUCAUGUGUCUGCUGAUGAAGAACCAGUGGAGCUGGCUGUGCACCGACAACAUCCAGAAGACUAUCCGGCUGCUGUUUGGAACCCUCAUUGACAGUUGGCUUAACGUGAGUGUGGCUAACCUGACCUGUACCCAGUAUUGGGUGAUCUACCUGCGGGUGCUGCAGGAGGCGGUGUGGCUGGGGGGCAGCCUACCAGCCCAGCUCCGCCCGGCGCAUAGCCACCAACAGGAGGAGGACACCAAGCAGCAAUCCCUGCACUGCCUCAUGAAACUACUACCAGAUCUGCUCUCAGAAAUGCUGGGCUCGGACAAAUACAGACUAAGCUGGCAGACUGCACUGGAAUCUCUGCAGAACCCUUACAUAAACAGACACCUGGUCUACUGUAUCUGGGACCUUUUCCUCAAGUUCCUCGUCCCUGAAACAUCUGAGGAAAACUUUCAGAAAACCCUGCUGCAAAGUCUCUCCAAAAACGCAGAGAAACUACCACCAUGAAAGUCGUGGGAGAGAUACUGGGGUACACACGCACACGCACACGCACACACGUUUAAUCAACUGUCAGUGAAUAGACCUCGAUGAAAGUCCAGCCUAAUGUAUCUGGAUAAAUUCCAUUAUUCAUGUUUCCCCACCUUUAACUCUGACAUUUUGGACCCAAGGUCAUCCGGGUCUGUCUCUGAUUUAGUCCAUAACAUUUGUGGGUCUCAAACAUCGGCCACACAUCCGGAGCAGCUUUGAUUACCCAACACCUGUUUUCUGUUUGAUCAGAAUAUGUGUCUGAUCUCCAAAAGCCCAAACACACGUAUGUGUGGGAAAAGCCGCAGUCCCAAACUUCCCAAAUCCAUCCUUUUUCCUGCUUCCUAAAGCCUCCAGCUUUGGACCAAACUCAUUUCAGAUUGACUCCACACCAACAUGAUCCCUUGUGGUCUUUCUAUAUUCUAUUGGAGAAGUCCAAUUAGAUUGUUUCCCCACAUCAGGCUUACUGUGUCGUGCUUUGCCCUUUCAGGAUGACUUGCCUAUGUGUUCCCCGUUAUAUGCCGCUAUUCCUUUUGAUCCCUUGGCUCUACACCAAGCUGCACAUGUGCUGUGUUGCAUUAAUACUCUACUCCCUCACUCCUGAGGCCUGGCUCGUACUGAUAUGGCCCACUGACAUGUUUCUGUUAAAGUGGUCACUCAUACGUUUUGAACUUAUGAUGAAGGCCACUGCACUUUAAAGCGCUUGAUAGCCACUUUUCCCAUGGGCCUGACAUGGUUGUUUUAAAUAAUAUAUGCUACAAGUACAUGCAAUUUUCAGUGGUCUCUCUGCUACUUUUUAAAAUUAUGAUACAUUUUAUGAGUACCACCAACACAGUGAAUGGGAAAAUGGAUUCAAAGGGAACUCCCUCUGCUGGUGAUUUGCUGAAUGUGCAAUCAUACUGGAGGGCUGUGAUUGGUUAAUGGCCUAUAAUGUAAAUGUUUAUGUAUAGCGUUUAUAAUUUCUUUACAAGUAGCAGAGAGCCCACUCUGGAAAUGUGAUGUUUUUGAAGAGUAUAUUGUUUCAAACAGUAUGUUUAAAAAUAAGCUAAAUCAAAAAGGGCACUUUUGAGAUAUUAAUAAUAUUAUUGUUAAUGUUAAAACAAAUAAUGUGGAAAAAUGUAUUUCAGAUUAUAGCCAUAAUGAAUAUUUCAGAGGAGUAUAAUGACACCGUGAUGUCUGUACCAUGUACCGUUUACGGCUCAUGGGGUCUUACAGGAGGCAUGUAUAGGUAGGUCUAAAAAGGGCCUAAAAUGGCCACUUUCAUCAUGAUUUUCUCAAAAAAGCAUGUUACACAUCCUUCCUCCCAAUUAAGUUUUUAUGUGAGAAUUGCCAGGACAAUCUGAGAUGCCCAAAAUAUUUUUGGGCCAUGCUGAUGUGUAAUCGCCUAACUAUGCCUAACCUAUGUCUUUGAAACUGGCACAAAGACUUCUCAACAUUGCAUGAAACAAGAUGUUCACCGUGUUUAACAAUCCCCACUCUUACUGAUGCUUAUUAAUGCCUUUAAAUGUGUACGGUAGGUCUGAUGCCAGAUAAAGCUCAUGCAGGUAGCAUCUCAUGUCAGAGGUCCAAUAUGUCCAACACAGUCUGUUGCACUCAUCUUUGUCUUAAAAUAAGAUAUGUCAUUCUUUAUUUCUGUAUUCUUGUUAACGUGAUUGACUUAUUUGAUUCUGUCUAUAACUUAUUUGUUCGAUUGUAAUAAUGCUUUCUGUGAAAAUGUAUAUUGAUCAAAAAUAAUGAGAGGGAUACCAGUAGGGAAUGCUUUUAAAUUGCCUUAAACAUGGCUGGAAGAGGUCUCGUCUGUCUUUACUAUGUAUUCUGUGGACAUGCCUUUUGUAGAUCGUGUCAUAAAGUAGUAGCAAACCUCAGUGACAAGGUGGGUUCUGAUGUUGUGCUGAAUGUUGUAUACUGUGAUGUUUAUUCUCUCCUGAACACAUUCUUAGCUGUUACCUCUGUUCCUGUUGAAUCCUUUGUGAUGAACAUUAGGGUUAGCUUGCAUUCUGCAAGACCAUUGUCCUGUCCUCAAAUGUAUCACGUCACAUGAAAUGUUCAACACGUAACUCAUUUAAAAAAAUUGUGAGUGCUUUUCUCACAUGGAACACACUGCAAAUCUGAAAGUUUGUUACGUGGCUUUUGUUACAAGUUGUUCGAGUACUGAAUUUUUGUUGUUGUUGUGUCAAAUGAUAUUAUGUCCUCUGUAUGGUGCCAUUAUAGACACAAUAAUAUGUUUACCCUCACGAUAAAAAUAAGUUAUCAGUGAUUAACUAACUUACAGAAGAGGUAUUGUUUGUCAUUUGUUUGGUUUCUCGUCAGAAGGGUUCUGCUUGCAAUAGCUACUAGUCUCGCCGUUUCUCACUAACUUCCUUUUUGUCAACACCAAAGCUCAUUCUCAAUUGUAUUUUCUCGAUUCCUCUUGUCCUCUCUCCUUGCCUCCUCAAAACACAUUGGAGGAGAAGGUCAGAGGGGAGGGAGCUAGGAACCGAGAAAAUACAAUUUACCACUUAAUUACGUGUCUGAUUUGACAUUACAAUCCCAAUUCAGUUUUCACCAGUCAGACUUUGGGUGCCAUUUUACAUAUUAAUGCUUUGAAUGUAACUCUGUCAGUGUGGUAUAACUGGACUCACAAGGUUUUACAUUUGCUGCUGUUGAUCAUUUCCAAAACCAAUAAAAU
This is a messenger RNA of Salvelinus namaycush (lake trout), 3280 nucleotides long. RefSeq names its product sorting nexin-19-like. Lineage: Eukaryota; Metazoa; Chordata; Actinopteri; Salmoniformes; Salmonidae. The transcript has 5 exons. Gene Ontology annotation, molecular function: phosphatidylinositol binding. The record is from RefSeq and is a predicted model, not a curated record. Bases 1 to 594 code for a protein of 197 amino acids. Gene Ontology annotation, cellular component: intracellular membrane-bounded organelle; early endosome membrane.